Molecule: messenger RNA, 294 nt
Organism: Cetraspora pellucida
Lineage: Eukaryota; Fungi; Glomeromycota; Glomeromycetes; Diversisporales; Gigasporaceae
Source: the annotation of a GenBank genome assembly
AUGAAAAUACUUCUAUUAGAAAUAGAUUUAACUAAUAAAACAGGUAAUAAUAAUAUGGAUGAGCAUAAAAAUGUGUUAGAAAAACUAGAAAUAUUAUAUGAUUGUAUUAAAUUGUCAGCAGAGGAAUAUGUAAAUGUAGAUAAUAAAUUACAAAUAAUGGAUACACUGACCAAAGAAUCUGUUAUUAGAGAUAUUUUUAAAGAGCAAGGUUUGGGGAAAAUGGCAUUGGAAGUUGUGAAAAAGUAUUUUGAGCAAUUGCAAUUUGCUACAGAAGACGAUAUUUAUUUGUUAUGA